Messenger RNA from Labeo rohita (rohu), 8800 nucleotides. RefSeq lists its product as uncharacterized. The record is from RefSeq and is a predicted model, not a curated record. Gene Ontology annotation, cellular component: Z disc. Gene Ontology annotation, biological process: positive regulation of calcineurin-NFAT signaling cascade. The transcript is spliced from 2 exons. The coding region runs from base 554 to 8791 and encodes 2745 amino acids. NCBI's taxonomy places the organism in Eukaryota, Metazoa, Chordata, Actinopteri, Cypriniformes, Cyprinidae.
CCAUAAACAACAGGGUUUUUUUUACUGCCAUUAUAAACUUCAGUGGUUCUCCAAUGUAAUUUUGACGAUUAAGGCCUGACACGGCACAAUUGAAUUACUAGCUCGUUUUUUUCUGCUUGACACUUGACACCACAUGGUUAUUCCAAUACGUCUGCUGUCUCAAGUCAUCGUCCCGUGUUUCCAUCUCGAUCGUCUCUGCCUGAUGCCACUGCUAUUUCAGCGUGUUUCUGCUUCUGAACCAUCUGCCGGGGUUGCAAACUGCCCUUGUACAAAGUGGCCUUUACAUCUGCACAUUGUCAACUUUAAGGAGAGCCCAGCAAAAGCAUUGUUGAAGAGAUCUUUUUUCUGCACAUAUGCAACAAAUUAGGAAUGGCUUCUUUCUAAAGCAUGAACAAAAUUCUCCACUAAAAAAUGAGAUAUAAGAGCAAAAGGAAAGGAAAGCAUUUUGAUCACCUUUUAGAAGGUGAACGACUUAAAUGCAAGACACCCUGCGUCAGCCAUCUCAAGACUGACAGGGACAACUGCGCUCUGUCCAUGAGAGUGAGCGUUUGAAAUGAGCUCCCUGGAAAAGCGCCACACAGGCCAGCGGGGAAGCAUGCAGGGCCACCGCAAAUACUCCGAUGGCCUCAGUGACACAUCCAGCAGCGGCAGCUUUAUGGACGACACAGACAGGGAGGUGAGCAACCUCACCGAUCGUGCCUUCAGGAGCCUGUGCAUUGGAGAGGAGGCCAUUUACAAUGACUCAGAAUUUGCCUCGUCUCCUACUGAACGACAUAAGGCUUUUGCAGAGGAAACCCAGCAGAAGACAAUCUCCCACGAGGCUGUUUCAUACAGCGUUCAGCAAUAUGGGGAGGAAGAAGCACAGAUUAAGAUGGCCUCGACAUUCCAGCAUUCCUAUGUGGAUGUAACCCAUCAGGAACAGGCUUUCAGUGAGGGAAGCUUGUCUUAUAUGAACAAUGGCUCCAAGGAGGUGACGUGGCAGCAAAGUAGGAGCACAUCCAGAGUGUCAUCUCUAAUCAAAGCCUUCAGUUCAGGGGAGUGUUACCAUGACAGUGGGACAUGUGACGUUAUUCUGGCAAGGGAUAGAUAUAGAGACUUUGGCAGUGAAUCAUGGGACAAAUCAGCUAUGCUAAGCAUCCAGAGGGAACUCUCUGAGGUCUCUUCAGGAUACCAUCAGAAUUUUAGAUCAGGCCCCUUUCAGUCUUACAGAAAUCAUUUUUACACAUCCGACGUAGCUGCUGCGGUGGCACAGAUGGACACAACGGUUCUAAUGAAGUCUUCGAAAAGUAAGUUCAAGGCUUUGAACUCCACAAACUGUUUUUUUCAUAGUGAAUUCAGUCCCUUUCAGCUAUGGGAAGAGUACAACAGGUUCUCCUUCCAAAGUUCGAAUGCGUCUGGGUUUAUGUCAGCCAGCGAAUUCCCACGGUGGUAUGAUUCUCCCAUGUACAAAGAGCUAAAAGACAACCAAAGAAUUCCAAACUCGCCGUGUGAAAGUAGGCGCUUCAAUCAGAGACAAAUUCAGGACGUUGUGGCCAGUCAGCGCUCCAGGUCCACAGUUGUCCAGAAAGCCUCCGCGAUUGAAAAGAGGUGCGAAUCUGAGAUGGCUUCCAACUAUCCACCUUGGAAGAAAAAUAAUAACUUUGUAAGGAACAAACUUCCAGGCAAUCGGCCCUCCACAGUCUCGCCUACCAAUGAGAAAACAUGUAGGCCAGAUUCUAACUUGUUUAGCAAUAACAAAGUUACACACGAGAUAGUGGUCGAGAGCAACCUCCCUAGCAGUGUGACGCCGUUUAACAUCACUCAGCUUCUCACACCGGUUAUUCACACGAGACAAGAAACAGAGACGUCUGAGAUCCUCCAGUAUGCACACACUCCUUCUGUUUCUGAUUAUUCCUCCCAGGGUGAAACUGACCCUAAACUUCAGACAGAUGUCAAACAUCUGCGUGACAACUACAAGUCUAAAGCUUCAAGUCUGCUGUUCAACCUCAAAGACAACCGAAAAAGAGUCAAGAGUACGUACAGUCCCACAAGAUUCAAAGGGCUAGAAAUAACAGAUCGAAAUAAGCAGGGCUCAAAGCUGGAGGGCCGUGAAUCUAGAUUUUCAGAUAUUUUUGUAUCCCAAGAAACGGCUCAGGAGAAUCUGAUUGGAACGGAUGCACGGGCCUCAUGUAACCUAAUUCGAGAGCCCAGCGCAGCUCUUAUCACCCCUAAAGAUUAUACCGAUGGCUUUGGAUCAUAUGAUAAUUUGACAUUAACUUCACCUCAAAUUCAGGACAGAGUCGCUAAUUACAAGUCGUUCCGUGGAAGUUCAGAGGGUCACUCUCCAGGCACAGAUCCGCUGGCUAACACGGAGCUCUCAACACACAAUCUUUCAGCACAGGAUAAAAGGUCUCUGACUUCAGAAGGUCAAUUAAAAGACCUCAACAGUACUUUUAUUCCUGCUAGGCCAGAAAUAGCAAAUGUGCUUCCAAAGGCUUACCCACCGACACAUUCUCUGUCUGCGCAGACAUCAGAACGAUAUGGCCACAGUGAUAACGCAAGUCAAAAUAAUCUAAAACAAAGAACUUUGGACUUUGGAAGAAAAACAUUUGGUGAAUACAGUCAAAACGAGGCUGUUAAAGAUAAGUGUCCUUGGGACCAGAAUCGUUCAGUCAAGGAUACAGAUGGCAUAUCUGAAUCACGGGCAUUUAGAGGAGAAAUAGCAGCACUGAUUGAGAUGGACAAACAGAGAAAGGCCACCGCUAAGCAAUAUUUUGCCAAUGACAGCUAUUCUGUUCGUAAGGAAACGUACAUGCAAAAAGUGAAUGAAGACAUUAAACUUGGUCGACUUGAAAAGGAAGAAGAGAAAGAGGUCGGGGAAGAUACAGCAUCACCAAGGAAAACAUUUAACAGUGAAAAAUCUGUGCAUGACCAUCAAUUAAACACAUUUUCAAAGCCUACUGAAUCAUAUGGAAUACCAAAAAAUAGUCUUCAGAGCAAAACAUCCUCUCUAACGGACGUUUAUGGUGGUUUACAAAGCUUUAGUGUCAAAAAUGAUUUUGUUAAAGGAGUAUCAGAGCAAAAUUCUUCUUUUAACACUAUGGCGACACAAAAUACAUUUGAUCAGAGAGCUCAUGCACAUUUACAAGACUAUAAAGGUCAAAAGAAUGAAGGAUUGUACUCUUAUCAGCCAUACAAGUAUGAGCCUAACAAACAGUGGCAUAUGUCAUCAACAAGUGAAGAUAGACACACUAAGGAAAGUGUAUGGACACAGAAACAAUCAGAGAUGAUUGAACAAACUGGUGCCAAGAGUUAUAAAAUCUCCAAUGCAUCUUCAGGUGCACUGCACAUACAUCAGAAUGAGUUAUCCACCAGCAACGGUGCACCAAAUCCUAAUUCAGCCGUACCAAACUUUGACACCUCAGAUCAAAAUAAUACUAGUUUACCAACCAAACAAGAAGACAGAUUCAGCAUUAAUGAUAUUCUUGCCAUCAGAGAUAAUGAGCAAGCACGGAGGUUAAGAGAUAAUACAUUUGUUUUGGCUAAAGCAGAAAACCCACAAAAUCCAAUUAAAUUUGAUACAGCUGAAAAACUAACUAUAACAGAGCCUGUGAAAGAGCAAGAGCAACAAGGCUACAAAGUGCAGGACGUUACAAGUCCGUCGCCAGGCUAUGUGAGAAAGGAUUUUCAAAAUACAAAUGAAACAAAUAUAAGCACUGACAGAAAAGACAGAGCAAUGUGUAAAGAUACUGACAAGGUCACAACAAGAGUGCUUUCUUACAAGGAGAGAGGCCAAAGCAAACAAGAAAUACUGACGUCAAAAUUGAAAGCACAUGCUCAAAAGGAAAUAUCAGCGAUUAAAGAAAAGGGACUUGCCAAACAAGGUAUUCUUGCAAGAAAUGGAACAAAAACAAGAGGGACUGUCAAUAAUGAUGGUCAAGAAGGUCAUUCUGUAAAGAAGGAAAUCACAGCAGACAAGCUGAAUCACUUGUUUCAAGACAUCACUUAUUCUAGUGUAACCCAGUACAAAGAACAAAUUAACGAUCAUCCCAAGAAUAGAUCUCCACCAUCAAUGGAAAUACAACCUCUUCAUUUUGAAAACAAUCAGAAUGUAGUCUCAGAAAGGAAGGAUGAGAAUGUAAAAUACAAACCUUUGGCUAUAGAAAGGCACAAAGACAAGCAUCCAGCUGAUGAUAAAGAAAUGAAAGAAUUGUCUACUCAGGACAGAAGAGCAACAGUGCCAGAUAUGAAAAAUAAUGUUCAUAAAAACCAGCCAUCCAAAAUCUCAGAAGAUAGACAAAUAAAUAUGACAAGCUCAGAGGAUAUAAACACUAAUAAGAAAUCUGCAAAGCAAAAUCCUGAAAUGUCACCAGAUGAAUCAGUGACAGCUGCGGUCAAGACCUACAGAGAGAACUACACUUCCCAUAAUCCACCUGCACUGCAUAAUGAAAAACAAACAAUUCAGCAUGAUCAAAAAGAAAAUCUGUAUGGAAGUAGUCAGUAUACUUCCUCUGAAAAAGCUGUGACUAAACCUGCUGAUAUAAUCAAAGAAGACACCGAAACUACAAAAACAAACAGCGCUUUGAAUAAAAAUUCAAAAUUCUUAGGACUGGAGAAAAAUGCACCCAAAGUUGAGGAAGCUAAUGUACAUCUUAAAAGUAAGAUUACUGCUGCCGUGGAGCAGUCUAAAAAUGAACCGAUCAAAAAUAGCUCUGGGAUUACAGCUAGUCAACUGACGUCCUCAUCAAGUGACAUGAAGUAUAAAAAUGGAAUUCCACCUGCUAAACAACUACUAGAACCUGCCAAAUCAGAGCUUACCUCAAGCCUUCAAACCAAUACAUUGAAUGUAGAUUCAGAGCAGCCUAUAAAUAGCACCUACAAACACAAUUCUGGGAUCAAUUCAGAUUCAGAGGUGUCAUCAACAGAAAAUGCAGUCAGAAUCAACUCUGCACCAACAAAUGACCUGACCAGAACCAGGAAGCCAGAAACACUGAAACCUUAUAAUAAUGAAGAUGGACAAGCAUUAAUAAACAAAAACAAUAUAGCACAAGAAAAGGACUUGGCUAAGCAACAAAACAAUACUUUACCACUAAAGUCUGUAGAAACUACCUCUGUAAACCAAAUGGUGGACAGUCAUUUAAAACCAAACAAAAUAGCACAAGAAAAUGACUUGGCUAAGCAACAAAACAAUACUUUACCAGUAAAGGCUGUGGAAACUACCUCUGUAAAUCAAAAGGUGGAGAGUCACUUAAAACCAGAAACGGAUAAAGAAUCACUAACACGAACAGCUUUAGCUAAAGCAAAAGAAAGCUGUCAGCAAAAAGAACUCCAUCAAGAUGGUGAAAGUACAAAAACGAAGUUCUCAUUUGACAAGAUUGAACUCCCUAGAAGCUCUCAAAGUAUGCCAAGAAUAAAAGAUGAUUCAGAAGCAUUAAAUAACAGUCAACAGAGAGAGAAGAUAGCAGAAAGUGCAAGCCCAAAACUAAAAGAACCAGGAUUUUCCAAACCAUUAGAAAUAUCACAUAUGAAAAACAAUCCACAGAAGUCUACAGAAGAGGCUCAAGAAGUGAAUCCAACCAAUUCCAAACUCCAAACAUCAGCUGAAGAUGCACUAAAACCAAAUGUUUCCCCACAAAAUAAAGUGAUUUUACAGGAAGAUGCAACUCAAAAUAAUAAUAUACAGCCUGUUUUAACACAGAAUGUAGAAUCUACAGCAGAUACAUCAGAUGUCACCAUUCCUACACCAAGCAAUGAGGAUUCUUCAGAGGAACCCAUGAUUUACAGUAUUUGUGUCUCAAGCAAAACAGAAGCAGCUUCAGAUGAUGAACCUAUGAUCUACACUAUUUGUGUGUCAGCUAAGUGUCAUAUGGAUGAGGAAGAAAAUCCGGAAAAACAAGAAAAAGAGAAUUCUGUUGAAACUGAGAGAUUUGUGAAAGAUGAAUGUAAGAAAGCGGAAAAUAAGCAAGAUGAUGUUCACAGGCAGACUGAAGUUUCUUCAAACACUGAAGAAAAAGACAAGAUUGGAAAGUGUGAACCUCCAGCAACAGAUAAGUCAAGCAUCACAGGAAGAGUCAGUACAUCAUAUGAGGAUCUCUUAGCUAAAUAUGGGCUACUGGCCAGAGAUCAAGGUCAUCCCACAUCAAAACAUACGCAGGAUGAAAGAGAACAAAAAGAAAAGGAGGAGACUGAAACUCACCUGUCACACAAACCAAUAAAACAUGGAAUGAAUAGAUCUCUGCUGUCCAAAGAGAAAAAAUCAGAUACAGCACAAACACAUCCAGAUGACUCCAAACAGGUUUCUGAUCAGCAAACAUCCAUUACAAGUCCAAGUCCAAGCAUCUAUCAACUUUUAAAGGGAACUGAGAGUGACAUCAAGCAAGUAAAAGUGCAACACCAAGAUACCACAUCAACUCAUUCCAACAACGUGGAUAAAAAGCAACAGAGUACAGGAAACAAUAUGCCAAAGCUUGGUCAUUCUACAAAAACAACACUCAAAGAUGCAGAAAAUAUUGAAGAUCGAGAUAAUCACAUUGAACCACCAAGGCAAAGUAGGGGACAUAAUAUUAAGUUGAAGGAAAAGAAAGUUGAGGAGCAAGUGAGGAACACUGAGAAAGUGGAAAGUCUGAAAAUGAAAGGAAACAUUUUGGAUGAUAUAUCUAAUUCUAAAGAGUUCCCAAAGAAAACUGAGAAUGUAUCCCUGACAGCUAAACAACCUGAAACAACGGAUAAUUCGGCAGGAGCAACACAGACUAAAGAGGUUUUAAAGGCACCUGUUUCAUCCAUUGGAAAGGACACAGUCAACACUAAACCCAUUGAAAGUACAAUUCCAGAAAGGAUGAUACCCCAAGCUAAAAAGAAGCCUCAAAAGGUGGAAGGUGAAACUAAAAUGUUUAAUGAUACUGAUACUUUUAUGCCUCAGAAGAAUAGAAUGCAUGGAAGAGAAACAUUUAACUCAAAAGUUGAGGCAAAACAACAGGAUCCUGUAAUGGCUAUGAAACAAGAAUCUGUCUCAGACAAAGAUGUCCAAACUCUGCAAAAGAAUGUAAAGGAGGAUGAGAAAGGAGGGGAAAGGUCACAAGAGAAGUUACAAGUUGAAUUGGACACCAGUAAUGAAACUUUAAACAGGAUGAAGAUGGUUUUAAAAGAUGGCGCUGCUGCACAUGUUAAUAAUUAUAGGGUUAAAGUUAGCAGUAUUGGUGAGGAUGUGUGUAAUGUUGUAAAACAAGACCAAGCCUCUUUUGAAGUCCCAAAAAUUCACUUAGAGGACAUUAAAGUGUCUACAGAGGAAAUGUCAUCAAACAAGGAAUUCAUGGCAGGCCACAAAAACCAACAUGAAGUGAUAAAGAAGGAAAAUCCGAAUGGAAAGAAAGGAGCUGUUGUGACUAAACUUGUGGGUGAAAAAGACUUUACAAAGCAAAAUAACUUACAGCCCCAUACAGUCCAAAAUGAACCCAAAACUGUGAAUAAUAUGAAAGAGCAUAUUGAAAUGGCACGCAAAAAUCCAUAUGACAUUGGAAAAGAAAUCACACCGCUUAAGAAAGAAAGUCCAAGUAAAUUAAAAAAGGCAGAAAUUAAUCCAAAACAAGGAGCAGCUGAGACUCAAGAUAUAGAAGUCUUUGAUAAACAACAACUCACAUUGAACAGUGACAAAAGAAAGAAAGAAGACCCUGUAUUAAGACUGAGUGGUCUGAGUGGUCAAAAUGAUGGUGAUUUGAAAGUCAAUGAAAACAGAAGCAGCCUCAGAGGGAAGACGGUAAGAAAUAUUGAAGCUACAGAGACAAAACAGGCUGAUCAGACUAAUACAAACCAGAAUCAGCCAGAAACAAAAGGAAGUGCAAGAUACAAACAAGAGCAUGCUCAGUUAAGUCAAGAGGACACAAGGAAAGAAGGUAUAUUAUCCAAACCAGAGGCUACUCAGAGGAACAAGAAGCUGACUAGACCAGAAAUAUCAGCUAUCGCAGACUAUGCCAGGUUGAGAGUUAUUGCUGCUGAAGACGAUACAAAAGAGAUUGAUAUAUUCCCCAAAAUGGACUUCUACAACAGUUACAAUCAGCCAGUUUUAAGAAUUCAUAAAGACUUACACGGAAAUGUGUCGGAUAUAGGGGGAGAAUCUAAAAGAGACAUCAUUUCGAUGGAAAAACGUCAAAAUCUUGAGGAAAAAACAUCACAGUUUAAAAAACAAACAGAUAAAGAAAAGACACCUCAACAGCAAAAGCACAUAAUUCCCAAUACAGUUCAACAAAAACCUAUAUCACAGGUAGCUUCAGGUUCACAAGAUGAAGCUGGAUCAAUGGGCACCCAACCAAGAGCUCUAACAAAUCUUAAGGAAUCAAACACUAAACCAACUUUCAUGGAGCAUCCAAACAGGAACAAAAUGUAUCAGUCCAAGAAUCCCCAAGGUGUACAAUUGCAAGCUGAAGGUACAAUAACCAGAUCAAGACAAAUGACUCAUGACAAACCAACUGAAAAGGGCAAUCUUUCUCAUUAUGGAAGACAAGAAUCUCUUGCAAACUUGUCAUCAUCUGGCACUGUCAGACAACCAGCAGACAACCAAGUACAUAUGGCAUCACCACCUGAAAUGGAAGAACUACAAUAUUACACAGUGAAUGCUCUUGACACUGAAAUAAAGCCAAAAGAAGCACCUGAACCACCAACCUCCAAGUCUCAAAACAGACUCAGAGGAAGAGAAAAAGGAAGAUACUUCGUUUUUGCAAAGUCUAACGGACUACAGCAAGGUUUAUGCGACAGGACCGCGAUCCAACUCUUCUUCUCCAGCCAUGGGGAAACCCAUCAUGUUCAGAGUGAAGGAUAACACCACCAG